Quercus lobata is the source of this 1888-nucleotide messenger RNA. RefSeq names its product inactive purple acid phosphatase-like protein. The coding region runs from base 374 to 1717 and encodes 447 amino acids. Gene Ontology annotation, cellular component: starch grain; chloroplast stroma. The record is from RefSeq and is a predicted model, not a curated record. Lineage: Eukaryota; Viridiplantae; Streptophyta; Magnoliopsida; Fagales; Fagaceae. Gene Ontology annotation, molecular function: starch binding. Gene Ontology annotation, biological process: regulation of starch metabolic process; starch metabolic process. The transcript has 11 exons.
ACAGCACCAUGUGGCCAAACACAAACACAAACACCAGCAUAAACACAACACCUUUCCGAUCCGAUCGCUUCUCUCUCUAACUGACUUCAAAGUUCAAAAUACUUCAAAACUCUCAACUCCUCACUGUCAAAUGUACCAAGAUUCCCCCGAAUUUCUCUCUUCCACUCCCAUUCGUCGUUUUUUUCGUUUUCCUAAUUUCUAAAACAAAAACAAAGGUCUCCUUUGUUGCUCUUAACUUCAACUCCACUAAAAACUCAAUACUUGUAAUUCAAAACCAUUACGCAUUGGUAAAACCACUUUGAGUUUUUUGCUAGGGUUUAUCUUUUGCUCUCGAUGGCAUUUUCGUGAAAAAGAGCAAGAAGAAAGGAAAUCAAUGGCGGCAAGUCCAGGAGGCUUUACGGCUCAGCUAAAUUUCAAGCUGGGACGACGACCUGGUGGUUAUCCGAUGCGUAACCAGCUUGGGUUGGACUUGGAGGUGAGGAAGCGGAGGAGGCUAAGAGUCGAGGCCUCUAGUGACCGAAUCGGGACGAGUCGAAUCAGCUGUUGCUGCUCUGACCCGGUGGUGCCGAUCCGGAGAUCAAGCGGGUCGGGUAAGAGCAUGGAGAAGUCCGAAGAUUGGCGGUUCGAUCAGAAGAAAAGUUCUCACAGUCACAGAGUCCGAGUCCAUGCCUCCCCUGCAUUGCCUUUCGCUUCUCCUCAAUCGCCCUUUGUUUCGAAAAAGGAAAAAAUCUACCCCCGAUGUACCCCGAGAAAUUCUGGUCCGCAAUCUCGUGACACUCCUCCAAGAAGAGACACUGGUAUUGCGAACGAGAAGGACUGGGGCAUCAGCUUAUUAAACGAAAAUGUUAUUGAGUCCGGAACUAAUGAAGAUGGAAGUACUUGGUAUCAAGAAAGUGGGGAAGACUUGGGCGAAAAUGGAUACAGAUGUAGAUGGACAAGGAUGGGUGGUCAAUCACAUGAUGGUUCCUCUGAAUGGAAAGAAACGUGGUGGGAGAAAAGCGACUGGACCGGAUACAAAGAGCUAGGUGUAGAGAAAUCUGGUAGAAAUGGUGAAGGGGAUUCAUGGUGGGAAACUUGGCAAGAAAAUCUUCAUCAAGAUGAAUGGAGUAAUCUAGCAAUGAUAGAGAGGAGUGCACAGAAACAAGCAAAAUCUGGCACUGAAAAUGCUGGAUGGUAUGAGAAGUGGUGGGAGAAAUAUGAUGCUAAAGGCUGGACUGAGAAAAAAGCUUAUAAAUAUGGAAGACUAAAUGAACAGUCAUGGUGGGAGAAGUGGGGAGAGCAGUAUGAUGGAAGAGGAUCUGUUCUCAAAUGGACUGAUAAAUGGGCUGAGACAUUACUUGGGACCAAAUGGGGAGACAAGUGGGAAGAUAAGUUCUUUGCUGGCAUAGGUUCACGGCAAGGGGAGACAUGGCAUGUGACUCCCGGUGGGGAUCGUUGGUCAAGAACAUGGGGGGAAGAACACUUUGGAAACGGCAGUAAAGUGCAUAAAUACGGGAAGAGCACAACAGGUGAAAGCUGGGAUAUUGUUGUGGAUGAGGAAACCUAUUAUGAGGCUGAACCUCAUUAUGGUUGGGCGGAUGUUGUGGGUGAUUCAAGCCAGUUACUUUCAAUUGAACCUCGAGAAAGGCCUCCUGGUGUAUACCCAAAUCUAGACUUUGGGUCAUCUCCACCACCUCCAUCUGAUGACUCACCAGAAGAUUUGCCUCCUUCACAAUGAAGAGAGCUGAUUUUUGGCCUCAUACUUCAGUUAGAUGGUUUGGUUUAUUCAACUUCAGUGAUAUUUCUCUUACGUAGUAAAAUAUAUAUAUUGGUUGAAAAGUUGAAACUCUUAUAAGAAAAUUGUGAAUUGCUCUUUAAAUUAAUUCAUUCUUUCCAUUGUUGAUGCUUC